Hyaloscypha bicolor E is the source of this 1897-nucleotide messenger RNA. RefSeq lists its product as uncharacterized. Gene Ontology annotation, molecular function: nucleobase transmembrane transporter activity. The coding region runs from base 16 to 1527 and encodes 503 amino acids. Gene Ontology annotation, biological process: transmembrane transport; nucleobase transport. The transcript is spliced from 8 exons. The record is from RefSeq and is a predicted model, not a curated record. Gene Ontology annotation, cellular component: plasma membrane. NCBI's taxonomy places the organism in Eukaryota, Fungi, Ascomycota, Leotiomycetes, Helotiales, Hyaloscyphaceae.
ACGCUCACUACAACGAUGGUUUCAUUGACCCUCAGGGGCCAUACUGCUCAUGUUCCUCGCACCUUUACUUCAUGGGAAGUGAAGGAAGAAGGACAAGAUGAUAGGUCGUUUAAUCGAUGGACAAAUCGAGACAUUAUUCCUGCUCCUCCUGAUGAACGGAACUACACUGCGAAAGGUUACUUUGGCUUCUGGGUUGCUGCAGCAGUCAACUCCUCCGCUUGGUCUUUGGGUUCCAGUAAUCUUGCAAAUGGACUUACAGCAGGCGAGGCCAUCGGAAUGGUCUUUGUGGGAUCUGUUCUUGCUGGUUUGAUCGCUUUCGUGUGCGGCGAGCCUGGGGUUCAAUAUCACUGCGGAUUUCCAAUGAUGAGCAGAGCAUCUUUCGGGAUGUAUGGCUCAUAUUUCGUCGUAAUGCUCAAAUGCUUCGUCAACUUUAUCUAUUUCGGUAUCCAGGCGUACUGGGGAGGGCUCGCUGUGAAAGUGGUGCUUUCGAGUAUCUUCCCGUCCUUCCAGCACAUGAUCAACACACUGCCAGCAUCCGCAGCUAUCACAACAAAUGAGCUCAUUGGCUUUAUUAUUUACAUCAUAUUAUUUACUCCAUUAAUGCUUGUCCAUCCCACGAAGUACCAUAAGUACUUGUGGUAUGCCUUCGGAGCUUCUGUGGCCACGAUGGGAGGGUUGUUCAUUUGGGCCAUUGCUGCGAAUGGAGGAGCUUCCGUAUUGGGUCCGAGUAUUGUGGUCUCCAGCAGCUUCCGUAUGCUGCAAGCAGUGAGUUCCGUUGCAGGUUCGUGGACUGGGAGUAGCAUCAGACAAGCCGACUGGACUCGAUACUCCAAGACGAAGCGUGCUCCAGUUCUGAAUCAACUGCUCACAGUGCCGUUCACAAUUACAAUAACGGCCAUGCUCGGCGUUUUUGCAACAGGUGCUGUUAAAAACAUGUAUGGAAAAGCGUAUUGGCAGCCCAUCCAGCUUCUCGAGUUCUUACUCACGCACAAUUAUAAUGCCGCUACGCGAGCUGGGUGUUUCUUUGGAGGUCUUGGGUUUUUCUGGAGUCAGAUUGCGGUUAACCUGGUGCAAAACUCCGUCGCAGCGGGUAUGGAUCUAGCCUCGAUUGCUCCACGCUGGAUUGAUGUCAAAAGAGGGAGUCUAAUAAUGUGUUUUGUGGGCUAUUUGAUUAACCCUUGGCGGUUUGUUAAUGCACCGGGAACUUUCAUCACGGUGUUGAACUCUUUUGGGAUGUUCAUUUCUCCACUUGCGGCCAUCAAUGCAGUUGAUUUUUGGUUGGUGAGAAGACGAAACUGGAAGGUACCAGAUCUGUAUGUUGGGAACAGCUCAUCGAUCUAUUGGUUUGCCUUUGGGCUUAACUGGCGUGCAUUUCUGGGCUGGACACUCGGAAUCUGGCCUUCUUUUCCUGGGUUUGUGCAAGCAAUCUCGGGAAGAAAACUGGCUCCCGGAUGGUUAAAAUGCUUCCAGGCAGCUUGGUUCAUUGGAUUCUUGGGGGUGGACUUGUUUACUAUGUUAUCUGCCUAAUCUCUCCGCCGCCGGGUCGUCCGUACGUGAGGGAGUUGUUAGGAAAUGAACAUAACGAGGUUAUCGACGGAAUGGCUGAUAGUGGUCCCGACACAGCAAGUGAUCCCGAGAAGUCUCGGGUUGCUGCUUCUUCGAAAGAUGUGUAAUUGUGGGAUCGAGGAAGGAUUAACCGUCGUUUAUCCGCAGGAUUCCGUUGGAGCGGUUUUGAUCUUACGUAACGUAUGAUUAUACCUGAGAUCGUCGGUAGAAAAUCUAGUUAUGGAAAAGCUAGUUGAUGGCACACAAGCCAAAUGAGUAGUCUGAAAAUGAGAGACCAGUGUCUUCGGGACGGGCAACCGAUCUCCGCAGGUGCCAACAUCCCCACCCUUGC